Messenger RNA from Metopolophium dirhodum (rose-grain aphid), 1885 nucleotides. RefSeq names its product mini-chromosome maintenance complex-binding protein-like. Gene Ontology annotation, biological process: DNA-templated DNA replication. Lineage: Eukaryota; Metazoa; Arthropoda; Insecta; Hemiptera; Aphididae. The record is from RefSeq and is a predicted model, not a curated record. Gene Ontology annotation, molecular function: chromatin binding. The transcript is spliced from 12 exons. The coding region runs from base 279 to 1841 and encodes 520 amino acids.
AUUGAAUUAACAAUAGAGAAUACUGAAUAGGACUCAACCUAAAAUACGUAUUACAAGCAAAAUUACUUUCUUUUCGGCCGUGCGGCGUGCGCCAUAUAGCAGUCUGGCUCUUUUUCAUCCUGCGUACCGUUGCGUAUCGUUUUUUCCUUGUUACAAUAUUCGAACUUCACAGUUGUCUACAACUUGGUCGAUCACUAAUUUAUCUGUUUUAGUUUUUUAACUUUAUUACAAUUAUUGUAUUAUUAUUACAUCCCAUACAUUUAUAAACACUCACCAUUAUGGAUACGUGGACUGCUGAUAUUUGGAACGGUAAUGAAGAGGAAUGUAAGAGAAUUCUGAGUGAACCAGGAAAUUGGGAGAAGGUACCUUUAUUAUUCGAUGAUAAAAUAGCUCUUGGAACCUUUGUACGAUUUAAAGGAAUGAUACAAGAUAUGUUAAAUCCAGAAUAUUAUAGUAGCAAUUUUAAAAUUAUCAAUUCUGAAAAUGAUGAAUUUACUUUGCAUCAAGCAAAAUAUCAUAGCAGUACUAAAAAUCUCAAACCUGGAGAAGAAGUUGUAUUUGGAGAUACAUUGAUGGAACGACAAAUUUUGGCCUGUAUUCCAAUUCCAGGAUUGAAUGAAUGGGCCAAAGAUGUAACUAAUACAAACCAGAAUACUGAAGCUCAACUAGAAGAAAAUAUAAAUAAACGUAUUCGUCUUGAUCCAGCAUGUCAAAAAUACUCUAAGGAAAUAUUUAUUUUUGUAUACCCUGAAGAUAUUGAUAGCAAUGAAUUAAAGCUAAACCAAAUUGUAGAAGUUGUAGGAUUUCUUGACCGACGUACAAUUCAAGAGGGUAAUGGAGAUUUAGAAGAACAAUCUUCAAUAGCUAAAGAAACGCAUUGUAUUCAUGCUGUUCAAUUGAAACUACUAAAAGCCUUAAUUCCAGAUAAUGGAGAAAUAUAUAAAUCCAUCUGGAAUGAUGCACCAAACAUUCACGCAGAGCUAAAAUUUGUAUUAACUCAAGCAUCAUUAGGAGACUCUUUAGUGGCUGACUAUUUAUUAUUUUAUCUUGUAUCUACCAUUUAUAAUAGACAACACGAUUUGGUUCCUGGAAAAUUCUCAUUAAACAUUCGUGGUAUUCCUCAUGGUAUUGGGCAAAGCUACACAAAACAUUUGUACUCACUGAUAUCUUAUUUGGUAGUAAAAAGUGAGUAUUUACCAAUCCAAAUACAUACUAUGAACAACAUGGAUAUGAUUCCAAGAAAAUGCUAUACUUCCAAUAGACUGCUGAAUGGAUUUUUACAGUUGUCAGAUAGGACACAUUUGGUCUUAGAUGAAACAGAUUUACAGCCGGGAAAUUUGGAUAGUAAAGGAAUGCUAAAUCUUGAAGCUCUGAAAAAUAUAAUUUCUAACCAACAAAUGAAGUAUGAUUUCACUUAUUAUGGGAUGGAGUAUGAAACCGAAAUACCAACACUGACAUUAUCAAUUGGAAAAUCUCUUCUACCUUGUGAUAUUGAUAUUGUACUGAAACCAGACCCAUCUUGUUCUGAUGUCGAAGAGACAAUGAAGUCAGUACACGACUACCUAAAAAACCAGUUACCUUUUUUGGACAAAUUGAGAAAAUAUAUUGCAAUAAUUUCAACAUUUCCUUUUAAAUAUGAACAGGAUAUUUUACAAGUGAUUGAAAAUGAUUUUGUAAAGAUGCGAAGAGCUGAUCCCAAAAAUGUUUCUGGUGAUGACUUGCAUAUUUUUUUGAUGAUUUCAAAAUUAAUUGCCUUAUGUUCUGGAAAGAAUGAAUUUGAUAAUGCAAUUUGGGAAAGCGGAAAAUCAUUAGAAAAUCAACGUAAAUUAAGAAAUAAAUAAAUUAUACAUUGAAUGUAUAAAUUAGUAUUGUAAAAUACUUAAAU